Molecule: messenger RNA, 2975 nt
Organism: Sclerotinia trifoliorum
Lineage: Eukaryota; Fungi; Ascomycota; Leotiomycetes; Helotiales; Sclerotiniaceae
Source: the annotation of a GenBank genome assembly
UUAACCUUUCACCAUCAUAUUAAAAUACUUAUCUGCAGAUUGAUCAGACCUCAUACUCAUCUGCAAGUUUCUUACCAUACACCAUUUUUAGUUUUCUUGCACAAGGAAACAGAAGCACAAGCUCAGCAUAAUCUGCAGAUUUUUCACACAACUUUGUUAUUUCUCUCUUCACCACAAAUUUCUAGUGCUCGGCGAGAGCAACAGCAUCCAAGAUGUCUGACAAACUUACCCGGUAUGCUGUCCUUCUCCUGCUCACAAUACGAUGUCAACAGUUGUUGCGCGAAAUUUACAUUUCCUACUUCUGCCACAGUCAAAGGCUAUAUAUUGAAUAAUUUGCUGAUCCGCUCACUUCUAGUAUUGCCAUCAUCAGUACUGACAAGGUGCGACAAAUUCUGCGUUGAGCUCUGCCCCACCACAUACCCCGCCAUAUGAAUAUCACUGACAAUAUCUACCAUCUAAAUAGUGCAAGCCAAAGGUAAAUAUGCUCAUUUAAUCUUCCCCCCAUUUUUUACAAGUUGCUAAUCGUCUAUUUACAGAAAUGCAGACAAGAAUGCAAGAAAUCCUGCCCCGUCGUUCGAAGUGGUCGCCUCUGUAUCGAAGUUACCCCUGAGUCGAAAAUCGCCUUCAUCUCGGAGAAUCUGUGCAUUGGAUGUGGUAUCUGUCCUAAGAAGUGUCCAUUUGGUGCUAUCAACAUUAUCAAUUUGCCGACAAAUUUGGAGUCCCACGUAACCCAUCGAUACUCUGCCAACAGUUUCAAGCUGCACAGACUGCCUACACCACGUCCAGGACAGGUUUUGGGAUUGGUCGGUUCCAACGGUAUUGGAAAGAGUACAGCGCUCAAGAUUCUUAGUGGAAAAUUGAAGCCAAAUUUGGGUAGAUAUGAUAACCCACCAGACUGGCAAGAUGUUAUCAAAUACUUCCGUGGUUCUGAAUUGCAAAGUAUAUUGCUCAAAUUUCUAAUGAUUCCUGAUAUGCGCUUACACCAGUGUAGACUAUUUCACCAAGAUUUUGGAAGAUGAUUUGAAAGCGAUUGUCAAGCCCCAAUAUGUCGACAGAAUUCCAAGAGCAAUUAAGGGACCAGAUAAGACUGUGCGAGGUUUGAUCGAAGGUGUUGCAACAAUGGAUAACUUCAAGGAGGUCUGCGACAUUUUGGGUAUGUUUUGAUGCCAUAUAUGCAUUUCGGCUCUACUGACAUUGCUUUAGAAUUGAAUCACAUUAUGGACCGAGACGUGAAUCUUUUGUCCGGUGGAGAAUUACAAAGAUUUGCCAUUGCGACCGUUUGUGUACAGCAAGCCGAUGUGUAAGUGGUGUUCCCAGAGCUUUCAUGAAUUCUUACUGACAUAAUUAGCUACAUGUUUGAUGAGCCCUCUUCCUACCUAGAUGUGAAGCAACGUCUUAGCGCUGCUCAAAUCAUUCGAUCAUUGUUGCGACCUAAUGAUUAUGUCAUUUGCGUUGAGCACGAUCUGUCAGUAUUGGAUUAUUUGUCGGAUUUCAUCUGCGUACUGUACGGAAAACCUGCCGUCUACGGUGUUGUGACCCUCCCAGCCUCUGUCAGAGAAGGUAUCAAUAUCUUCUUGGAUGGUAACAUCCCAACAGAGAACUUGCGCUUCCGAGAGGAAUCUUUAACAUUCAAGAUUGCCGAGGGUGCCGAUGAAUUCAUGGCAGACAGAUCUAGAGCGUUCCAAUACCCAUCCAUGGAAAAGACUCUCGGAAACUUCCACUUGUCCAUUGAGGCUGGAGAUUUCACCGAUUCAGAAAUCGUCGUCAUGAUGGGGGAGAACGGUACUGGUAAAACCACAUUUUGUAAAAUGCUUGCCGGCGCUACUCAACCAGAUGGCAAUCAAAAGGUUCCAGGAAUGAAGGUCAGCAUGAAGCCUCAAAAGAUAACACCAAAAUUUGAGGGAACAGUCAGACAAUUGUUUUUCAAGAAGAUCAAGACUGCCUUUCUCUUGCCUCAAUUCCAAACGGAUGUCGUUAAGCCCCUUAAGCUCGAGGAAUUUAUCGAUCAAGAAGUGAAGACCUUGUCCGGAGGAGAAUUGCAACGUGUGGCUAUCGUCCUCGCACUUGGUAUACCCGCCGACAUCUAUCUCAUUGAUGAGCCCUCUGCGUACCUCGAUUCCGAACAGCGUAUUAUUGCCGCCCGUGUCAUUAAGAGAUUCAUCAUGCACUCGAAGAAGACUGCUUUUAUUGUCGAGCACGAUUUCAUCAUGGCUACUUACCUCGCUGAUCGUGUUAUUGUCUUUGACGGCCAACCUGGUAUCGAUGCUCGUGCCAAUACCCCCGAGUCAUUACUCAGUGGUUGCAACAAGUUCUUGAAGAACCUCAAUGUCACUUUCCGUCGUGACCCGACUAACUACAGACCUCGUAUCAACAAGCUCAACUCCCAAUUGGACCAUGAACAGAAGUUGAAUGGUAACUACGUAAGUAUCAUUGCCAAUAAAUCACAAGCAUUGUCACUAAUAUUAUCUAGUUCUUCUUGGACGAGGAUGACAAAGCUGCUACUAGUUAAAGGCGUCUUUGAGAAUGAUUCGUUUCCUCCCCCUAAAAAUGCAUUGCAUGGCGUUAAGGGGUCGGCAUUUCAGGAGCCUGGGAAGAGUGAUAGGCAAGGCAUGGUAAUGGAAGAAGGGUCUUCCGACCAGGAUGAUGAUCCAGGCGGCUAACAAGGGCGACGACAGUCUAUCCUCUUGAUGCCUGGUCCUACUUUUAUGAUCACCAAAAUUUGAAGGAUAUACAGCAUAUAGUGUGAUUCAUUGUAAGUAGAUUGAGGGGUAUUGAAAGACCGUGGAUGACUGACGUCAAUAUGGGUGAAAUCACGGAUCGUAAUGCUAGAUGCGAACAGGCACCAUGCAAUAUAAUUGCCAAACUCAAUUCAUAGAAUAUGGCAUUGAAAGACGCUUAUUAUUUUACAUAUUGAAAGAUAUCUGAACGUUUUUACGCAGGAAGGAUAUCGAGUGCGAAGAAUCAAUAAAUAAUUA